Messenger RNA from Gadus morhua (Atlantic cod), 4371 nucleotides. Its product is annotated as serine/threonine-protein kinase 24. Gene Ontology annotation, cellular component: cytoplasm; Golgi apparatus. The transcript has 12 exons. NCBI's taxonomy places the organism in Eukaryota, Metazoa, Chordata, Actinopteri, Gadiformes, Gadidae. Gene Ontology annotation, molecular function: protein serine/threonine kinase activity; ATP binding. Gene Ontology annotation, biological process: protein phosphorylation; negative regulation of cell migration. Bases 561 to 1880 code for a protein of 439 amino acids. The record is from RefSeq and is a predicted model, not a curated record.
GACAGCGAUCAAGAUGGCGUCAUAGGUAGUCCAGAAAAGUGAUGAGGACGAUCCGCAACGACACCAUUCCACAAUAGUGGGGGUUCCUUCGCUAUUUCUUUUGGUUUUCUAACCGGACGGGAACUACUUUGAACAUAAAGCAAGUCGUCUAAAUCGAGCAAUGAGUGCCCGACGCACUUCUGCAUAGUUUAAUCCGCCAGCCUUACAGCUAACUCCCACUAGCUGCUAAAGUAGCUAGCGGAGCUCCGAGGGGGACGAGCAUAGAGACACGGAGAGCAGAGAGAAAGGGCCGAGGAGAGCAGAGAGACAGGGCCGAGGAGAGCAGAGAGACAGGGCCGAGGAGAGCUGAGAGACAGGGCCGAGGAGAGCAGAGAGACAGGGCCGAGGAGAGCAGAAAGACAGGGACGAGGAGAGCAGAGAGACGCGGCCGAGGAGAGCAGAGAGACAGGGCCGGGGAGAGAGAGACGGCCGAGGAGGCACCGCGGACCAGCAGCACCUAGCUCCCGGUAAGGAGCCCUAAGCCCCCCGGUGAGGACCGCUGAGCCCCCCGGUCCGACGCCAUGGCUCACUGCCCGGUGCAGGGCAGGCUGCCCGGGGUACAGAACUUCACAGCCGACCCAGAGGAGCUGUUCACCAAGCUGGACAGGAUAGGCAAAGGCUCCUUUGGAGAAGUGUUUAAAGGCAUCGACAAUCGCACCCAGAAGGUGGUGGCCAUCAAAACCAUCGACCUGGAGGAAGCGGAAGACGAGAUAGAAGACAUUCAACAGGAAAUAACGGUGCUCAGCCAAUGUGACAGCCCCUUCGUCACCAAGUAUUACGGAUCCUACCUCAAGGGUACAAAACUAUGGAUCAUUAUGGAAUAUCUGGGAGGAGGGUCUGCCUUGGAUCUGCUGGAGCCGGGGGCCCUGGACGAGACGCAGAUAGCCACCAUCCUGAGGGAGAUCCUGAAGGGCCUGGAGUACCUCCACUCCGAGAAGAAGAUCCAUCGGGACAUUAAGGCGGCCAACGUGCUGCUCUCGGAGCAGGGCGACGUGAAGCUGGCGGACUUCGGCGUGGCGGGGCAGUUGACGGACACGCAGAUCAAGAGGAACACCUUUGUGGGAACGCCGUUCUGGAUGGCGCCCGAGGUCAUAAAGCAGUCGGCCUACGACUCAAAGGCAGACAUCUGGUCCCUGGGCAUCACAGCCAUAGAGCUGGCCAAGGGGGAACCGCCCCACUCUGAGAUGCACCCCAUGAAGGUCCUGUUCCUCAUCCCCAAGAACAACCCCCCCACCCUGGAGGGCAACUACAGCAAACCCCUGAAGGAGUUCAUCGAGGCCUGCCUGAACAAGGAGCCCAGCUUUAGGCCCACCGCCAAAGAGUUGUUGAAGCACAAGUUGAUCGUGAGACACGCCAAGAAGACCUCCUACCUGGCGGAGCUGACCGACAAGUACAAGCGCUGGAAGGCGGAGCAGUCCCACCAGGACUCCAGCUCGGACGAGGAGGACUCCGAGCGAGACGACCAGGCGUCCGGCAGCCGCGACCCCGGGAGCGACGACUGGGUCUUCGGCACCAUCAAGCCCAACAAGCAGAACCCCCACAAGGUCCCCAACGGAGCGGCCGCCGUCCCCGUGGAGGACCCGGACGCCGUGGAGGCCGAACCGGAGCAGGAGCAGGAGCCGGAGAUUCCGAGCAGGCCUUUGUCUCAGAGCCUGGCCUCCAUCUUCUCUCCGCUGUUCUCUGAGCUGACGGGGAACGGUAAACCCGGGGCAGCGGAGGAGCUCCAAGGGGCCAUCUUCUCCGCCGAGGAGUCGUACCCGGGGAUCUGUGACUCUCUGGUGUCCGAGCUGCUGCAGAGACUUCAAAGGUAUUCCCGGCCGAGGUCUGGCUCCUCCCAGUAGGCGGGGCCCUCUUGUGGCCACGCCCUCCUCCGUCUCCCUGGACACCGCUGGGGGGGGGGGGAGCUUCCAAGGACAGGCGCCCGGAAGCAAAUCAUGGGACGAGCGGAUGCGUUUCCAUGGGAACCCCUCCCCCUCCCCCUCCCCCUCCCCGCAGCGCCGACCCCCACCAGGUGGAGCUCCUCCUCCUCCGACCGGGGGCUUCUGAUUAUGACGCACUGCGGACGCUACGGAGGAUGUGGGCGGGGCUUCUGCACAACGUCUUUACCCUCGACCCCCCCCCCCCCCCCCCCACGGAGGAACUCAUCAGACGGACGUGUGUGUGUUGGCGUCGUGUGUGUGUGUUGGCGUGUCGGUGCGCGUGUUGGCGUGUGCCUGUCGGUGUGCGUGGCAUGUGACGAGGCGUGUCGGUGUGUGUGUCGUUGUGUGUAUGUGUGUGUGUGUGUGCAGUGGAGAGGGACGAUUGAAGUGUUGUAUUUAAAUCUCAGGUAUCAUGCUUAGAGUGGAUGAGGUGGUCUGGGAGAUGAACAGCUAUAUUGGGGGGGGCUGUACAGAUGUGUAAAUAAGUUCAUUUUUAUAAAUAUAGAUAUAUAUCUAUAUAUAUAUAUAUAUAUAUAUGUGUACUGAGAAAAGAUUGAGUGAGUAUAUAAAGAAAUCACUGUGUUUAUAAAUGGCCAAAAUGCAAGCUGUAGAUUGGUUGGUUUCAAGGCGAGCGUUUCGAGACGGCUUCACUUCAGAGGCCGUUCUUUCGGUGCCCUCGUCUCCAUUCCCUUUCUUUUGUAUAUCUGCUUUUGAUUUGACUUAAUGUGAAGCUCUCCAGCCGCUCUGUUGAACGGGCGUGGCCGCCCCCCGCCCCGUUGGCUGUGUUAACGUCCCGUUGGCCGUGGCCGCCCCCCGCCCCGAUGGCUGUGUUAACGUCCCGUUGGCCGUUUGGUUCCUCACUCUUAUGCUGUGGCUGGGCCUUUACCAUCAAGAUGAAGAAUGUAUACAGAAGGCUGGACCCAUGAAAACACUGGAUAGCGUGCUCCAGGCCUUUGGCUUCAAGGAUGACUUGAGCUAUGCUGGACUCUAGGCUGCUAAAUUUGACCUUUUAUUUCCUUGACCCUCUUCAGUGGCGUGCGUUUCACAGAUUGGAUCCCAGAGGUCUCUUGGCUCAUUCAUUCCACUGCACCCGCUGAGCUAAGUCGACGGACUCUCGUCUUCCCCUCACGUUGCAGAGGUGCUGUCGCCUCCCUCAGCCCGCCCUCCGCUUGAAUUGCACUUAACAUUACAGACUAUAAAUGCCUUUUUUACGAUACGCAAAGUAGCCAUACAUCGGUAGCAUGAGGCAUCCCGUGUCGCUCUACCUAGGAGUCGGUCCCUCCGGAGGCUGCUCCGGCUGCGGAGCUGGUUCUGCAGUUUGGCACUUUAUCUGCGUGAGGCGGGGCUUUGGGCGGGGCCUCGCGGUCCCUUCAGCGGGGGUCCUCUUGGAGACGCGUGCGCUGUAGUGAGGGUCCACUGCUGCUCUUAUAAUGACGCGCUAGUGAACGUGUGACUGCGAACGUGUGACGCCGCGGUAUGCGUUGUAGCAUACGAGACUGAAGAUCACCCGAGUCCUGAACACUGGCUUAGAUUCUUUAGUUAAUGACGGCUGAAGUAUUGGUUGAUAGAUGGGUUUAAGUAUUAGCCGCUUUUGAAUUGAGUAAACUUUUUUUUUCUUCUCAUGUGUUAUGAUGAUGCAGCUUUCUUUAUGCUUUCGUGCCGAUUAGGGGAGAUUAGAUUAUCUAAGUUUCUGCGUCUUGCUUAGUGUUGUUUUAGGUGGUGAUUGGGUUUUCUUUGUCGACAUUAUUGGUAAACGAAAUGUCAACCUGCUAAAUUCCUGUGUCCGAAAACAUUUGACCUUUCUGUCCUGUGCUGUUCACUAACGACAUUACACAAUUGAAUUGGAGGGAAAUGAGUAACCAGAUCAAACAAGUUAAACGAGGCAGAAGUAUAUGGUGCUGCAGAACGGGAGCAGUGAGGACGUGGUGUGAGGAUCAUUGAUUGCUAUUGGUCACAUUCAGUCAGUUGUUGCCUUUCGGCAAGUUCCUCGUCAUAAUUGUUGUCGAAAUAUACAGUCAUAUUUCGACAACACUUGUCAUGAGAUGAUUUACGUGCCAUGGCUUCACAGCCAAGUAUCUCAAACAUAAUUUGCUCCUGUUCAUAGUUGUGGUUUUGCACUUUGUAUUUUCUUCUGGAUAUAAACAAGAACUUUAACUCGGCCGUAUUUGAAUACUCCGGUUUUGUUAGUUGAGCUCAGUAGUGGCAAAUAUAAUUUAACAUUUCAUGAUCCAAAAAAUCUAUUAAAGAUUAACAUGUUUUUUUGAUGUCGCAAUAAUUGUGGGGUACCCAUCUCUAAAAUAUGUAUGAGUUUGUAACAUUGCAGUCAGUUUUUGGAGCAGUGUUAACUUGUUUUUCGUCAUCAAGGUGUUCAGAGUUUUGAAAUGAUUGAGGAUCAAUAAAGUUCUAAUACAAA